Leptopilina heterotoma is the source of this 3677-nucleotide messenger RNA. RefSeq names its product HEAT repeat-containing protein 6. NCBI's taxonomy places the organism in Eukaryota, Metazoa, Arthropoda, Insecta, Hymenoptera, Figitidae. The record is from RefSeq and is a predicted model, not a curated record. The coding region runs from base 158 to 3256 and encodes 1032 amino acids. The transcript has 12 exons.
GUGCCUAUAUACCGGUUUGGAAAAGCAUGUGUCAAGCAAUCAAAUUAAAUAGCUUUCAAAUUAAACAAUAAUUGUUGUUUUGACACUUUCUACUUAUAAGUCACAUAAGAAGAAGAAAGUAAAUAAAAGUUAAUGAAAAUUAGUAAUAUACUAAAUAAUGAAAUCCGUACAACAUAUAACGACAGAUGAUUCUGACAAAAUAAAAUGUCUUAUUAAGAACCUAAUAACUCAAAAACAGAAUAGCAAACAAUUAAUAAAGGAUUGUUUAUAUCAAUUAAAUAAAUCAAAUCAGAUAUCAUUAUUCGCUUCUGAUAGUACUUCAGUAAAGCUUUUGGUUAACCAAUUAUGUACUUCUGUACAACCUACUGAUGCGGACUUGGUUAAACCUACCUCUGAAUACUUGACAUCUUUAAUGAAACAAGGUGUUACAUUUCAAGAUCAAACAUUGCUGAUGUGCAAACGAUGGCUUUUAGAGACUCUGGAAUUUUCAGAAGCAGAUUCGCAAAUCGCUGUUCUGAUUGCUUUACAAACUUUCUUUUCAACUUGUGCAUACAGUCUCUAUUUUCAGGAUUUAAGGAAGUUGAUAGGUGAAAAUUCUCUUCUUUGUCGUUUUCUUUACAAUUCAGAUCAUCAAAGUAAUGAAUUGACUUUUUAUGCAUUGUGUUGCUUAGAAGCAUUAUUAAUUAAUACAGAAAGAAAACAGAUCACAGCAUCAACCGACUUCUUAUCCAAUGUCAAAGAAAUUGUAAUGAAAAUUUUAUCAUCAUUACCUACCGAAAAUAAUGAGAGACAUUUUAAUAGAAAAAUCUUCACUUGUAUGCGUAUUUUACGAAUCAUCACUAGUGAAAAAGUUAUUGUUAGCUCUAUAAAUAAUAUCGGAGAAAUACUCGGAGUAAUACAAGUUUUUCUAUUUUGCGGUAUUGAAGAUUAUCCUCUUAUAAUUCCACAACAACUUCGUCCAGCUAUUAUGAACAUGCCAAUUAAUACAUGUGCUAUUUCAAAAACAAAAUCUACAAAAAAUUCCAAAACAAGAUUUAAAAAGCCUUUGCCUUCAACAUUAGUAACAGAUGUAAAAAAUCAAUCGACUCCUAAUCCAAAAUUUAUGCCGAAAUUUCCUAGUGACUCUGAAACUUCAGAUACAGAAUCAUCUUGUAAUACAAUACAAAUGGAAUCAAAAAUUCGAUUGGAAACUGCACAAUUACUUUACAAUAUUGUUUUAAAUUACUCAAGUCGUGAAUUAUUUGGUUAUUGGACUCAAAUUGUUGCCAGUGGAUCGCAAACUAAUGCUCGAGUAUUAACAAGACUUAUUUUAAAAGAUUCUUCAUACAAAGUGAGACAAAGGUCAUGGAUAAUAAUGUCCGAACUUCUUAGGGGAUCUAGAAAUAUUUUACAACAUGCUGAAGAUAUAGAACAUUCCUCGUUUAUAACAGUAUUCGCUCUUUUGAGUUCUGUGAUAAAAGAACUACAUUAUACUGUAUCAUUAUCUUUACAUGUAGAGUCAAACGUUGCAGUGUUAAUUCAUGCACUUAAAUGUGCAUCGGCUUUAGUAGAAAGUACACCAUAUCAUCGUUUAAAACCCGAACUUGCAUUGGAGUUAAUAAAAAAUUGCAGAGUUCUUACAAUUCACAAAGAUCCUGCUGUAAGGGUUGCUGCGCUUAGUGUAUUUGAGGAUUUGACUUUAUCGGAACCAAUCAUACCAGAAAUAAUAAACAGUUUUAAAUUACCACUUUACUUUGAUGAUUCUAGUACUUUGUCUUUGAAAAAUUAUGCAGCUUACCAUAAUAAUGACAAGAAUGAAAUACAUUUUAAAGCCUCAAGUAGCCAUGAUAAUGUAGAUGUAAACUGCGAAGGAGACAUAAAAACUAGUUGGAUAUUAAAAAUUUGUUUAGAAAAUAUUUCUGAUGAGGCGUCAAGUAUUCCUGUUCGACUUCAGUCUUUGAAAUUACUGAGUGCUCUUUCUAAUAAUGUUGGAAAGCUCAUAUUUCCACAUCUUAAAACAAUUGCAGAAAAACUAAUUGUAGCCGCGAAAAACACUGUACCUCAAAUAAUUCUUCAUAUAUUUCGUGUCAUAGAUGUUAUUACAGGACGGCUUGAGUCAAAUAAAGAAGUUGAUGAAAUUAUAUUAUUUUGGAAUAUUAUUUGCGGACCUGUAAUAAAUGGUUUACAACAUUCUGAAGCCAUUUUAAAAGAAGUGGCUUGCAACUGUUUAGGUAACAUUGGGUCGAAUGUUUUUAUUCAAUUGAAAAGAGAAGAAAGUUUAUUAAUAAUAACAUUAUUGUUUGGUGCAACUCGAGAUCAACAGAGUGCAGUUAGAGCUGCAAGUUUAAGAACUUUAGGACUUUUAGUAUCAUUACCUGCAUUAGAAGAAAGUAUUGGAUUUCUUAUGGAUCUUGCUGAUAUUACAUGCUUAUCCCUUCAAGAUGAAAACCUGGGAGUACGCAUAAAAUCUGCAUGGGCAUUAGCUAGUUUAUGUGACUGUUUUAUCAGAAUAGAGAAAAAUGCAGAAUUAGAAUCAUUACAAAUAAACAUUUUACUACCCAAAAUAUAUGAAACAAGUGUUAAGGCAGCAAAAGAUAGUGACAAAGUAAAAUGUAAUAUAACAAGGGUUAUCGGAAGUAUUUUGUAUUUGAGUUUUAAUUGUCAAGCAUUACGUGACACGUCGGAAGGUUUAGAAUCCCUAAUUGAGUGUGCAACUCUUAGUAAUGACCAAAAGGUUAAGUGGAAUGCAUGUCGUGCUCUAGGGCUGGUCAUGAGUCGACAACCAGAUUCUAUCCUUUCUAAUUCCUGGCAGGACAAGGUAUUUCCAACUUUGGGAAAGUUGAUACGUGAUAGUAUAAAUUUUAAAGUGCGUACAAAUGCUGCUUGGGCUAUUUCAGUUUGCAACUCAUAUGGAAAAUAUGUAGUGCCUUUGUGGAAAAGUAUCAUAUUAGCUCUAGAAAAUUCUCAACAUGUACCUAAUUAUAUUGAAUAUGCACACAGAGACGCCCUUGUUGAGCAGUUAUGCCUUACACUCAGUCAUCUUGCUGUUCAAACUCAAAUAACAGAUUUAUUGCCACUUUGGACGGAAAUCGGUGAUCAUUUGGAAGAUUUUACAGUUCACAUGAAACAAUUUCAGAAUCGUAUAUUACCUGAAAAUGCUGAUGAUAUCAUAAAUGCUCAAAUAACAUUUUCUAAAUAUAAACAAGAAUGUAGUACAAUUAAGGAAAGAGAAAUUGCAAAUACAUUAGAGAAAUUGUUUAUGUGUAACGCGCUGUAAAAGAAGAUACCUAAAAAGAAAAUGAUGAUUUUAGGAGUAUAAAAUAUGCAUCAAACUACAGGGAAAGAAGAUUAACUAUUUGCUAAAAAUAAAAAAUUGUCAACUUCUUCCAUCUUUGAUAAAAAUUGGUUGGUUUGUUAUUAUUUUUAUAUAUUAAAACAAUAUUAAAUUCUAAAUUAUUAUGUUAUAAAUAAAUGUCAAAAAUUAUUAUUGUGUUCUAACAUAAGUGCCAGUAAAUCAACUUAAUAAUAAAUAACUCAAUUUAACGUUAUCGCCACACGUAUUCUCGCAAUUGUAUGACUCCAAUAACUAGUAUUUUGUAUUAAAAGCGAUUUAUACCAUUUAAAUAAUAUCUAAUAAAAAAUAAUAUGAUUACAUUUAUUGUGAACAAGAAUUAAAUAAUAAAGACUUUUUUCGUUAA